Molecule: messenger RNA, 972 nt
Organism: Ophidiomyces ophidiicola
Lineage: Eukaryota; Fungi; Ascomycota; Eurotiomycetes; Onygenales; Onygenaceae
Exons: 3
Coding region: 1-972 (323 amino acids)
Biological process (GO): translation
Cellular component (GO): mitochondrial small ribosomal subunit; ribosome
Molecular function (GO): structural constituent of ribosome
Source: RefSeq, a predicted model, not a curated record
AUGUCGAUUUAUGGCCGAGUGCUCUUCAGCGCAGUCCGCCCAACUUUUCAACCAUCCCGCUACCUCUUGACCCAGACGGAGACCCCCCAGCCAACUGUUCAAAUCGAAAAGUCACCGACUGAGGAUGAAGUAGAAACAUUAGAGAAUAAAUUACAAGCUGCCGAACAGUUUGAAAAUGCCAUGACACGACGCAAUCAGUUUAAUAAAUUCGGUUCUAAGAUUCUGGGCAAAUAUUUACCCGAUGACUUACUGAAUAAUCCCCCACGACCCUCCGAAAUUACACUCGAAAUUCUCCUAGCCUCUCAAACGCACCUUGGUCAUGCAACUGCCCUCUGGAACCCUCGGAAUUCCUCCUACAUAUUCGGUAUCCGUGAGGGGAUUCAUAUCAUCUCUCUAGAGGUCACAGCAGCAUAUUUACGAAGGGCUGCAAAAAUUGUCGAGGAAGUUUCCAGACGCGGAGGACUAGUAUUAUUUGUUGGAACGCGAGAAAACCAGAGUCGGGCGGUCGUACGCGCGGCUGAAUUAGCUAAGGGAUAUCACGUUUUUACACGAUGGGUGCCCGGAUCUAUUACAAACGGCGAGCAACUUCUGAAGGGCUGUGCACUGAAGGUUGUAGACGAGUUCGACAAUCAGUUGCCGCAGUAUGACGAGAACCUUAAGAACAAACCAGUCCUCAGACCAGAUUUGGUAGUAUGUUUAAAUCCGAUGGAGAAUGUGGUCUUAUUACGGGAGUGCAGGGCGUAUAAUAUCCCGACAAUUGGCGUAAUUGAUACAGACGCCGAUGUUACAAGAGUCACAUACCCAAUUCCCGCAAACGAUGAUAGCAUACGAUCUAUCACUUUGAUCGCAGGUGUACUGGGCAGAGCUGGUGAAGCAGGCCAGAAACGGAGAUUCGAAGAAACCAAAGCUGGAAAAUUGCCGUAUACACGUAUUUCAGAAGAUGAAAUAAUGAAAGACCCCUUUUCAAUUUGA